GGCAGGGAGGCGCCGCAGGUUAGCAGGCAGCUAAGCGAGUCGGAGCCGCCUGAACGCCGCAAAACUCAACCGUUUAUCCGAAUUCAACACAACACACGGCGAUACCAUAUGAUUAAGUUUUUAUUUUUUUAAUUAGAUAAAAUGUCUACCCCAGCACGACGGCGUUUAAUGAGGGACUUUAAGCGACUGCAGGAGGAUCCUCCAGCAGGAGUUAGCGGAGCCCCAUCAGAAAAUAACAUCAUGGUCUGGAACGCUGUCAUUUUUGGGCCAGAGGGGACGCCUUUUGAAGAUGGAACUUUCAAACUUACAAUAGAAUUCACAGAAGAGUAUCCAAACAAACCACCCACAGUCAGAUUUGUUUCCAAAAUGUUUCAUCCCAAUGUUUAUGCAGAUGGUAGUAUAUGUUUGGAUAUUCUUCAGAACCGCUGGAGUCCAACAUAUGACGUGUCUUCAAUUUUAACAUCUAUACAGUCGCUAUUGGACGAGCCAAACCCAAACAGUCCUGCCAACAGUCAGGCAGCUCAGCUGUACCAGGAGAACAAACGAGAGUAUGAGAAGCGUGUGUCUGCCAUUGUGGAACAGAGCUGGCGGGAUUGUUGACCCCAAACAGUACACGGUGUAUGGACAAUAGUUUCUCAGCUAUUGAGAGGAAAACCCAUCACGUAAAAAAAUUUAAGUAUAUACACAUUGUUUUGAAUACUCAUCUUACCCUGUAGAGAUGUCUGCUCUGUAGCUGUUGCAAGGUUAGAGUGCUGUUGUGUCAUGGCCUUUCCCUCUUCACACUGAAUCCGGAUCGUGGACAUGGAUGUUUAUUAAUUUAACCGAAUGUACCUUGCCAUCUCAAGGUCACAAGCUUUUCUUUGAUUUUUGUGUGAAAGCCUUGAUCUCUGAUGCUGUUUAAGUUUGGUUUGAUCCUGUACUGUGAGCUGAUUGCAUUAGAUUACUAACUGGAUGUAAAUGGAUGCUCAGGUUGGGUUCCAGUGAAUCCAGGUCUUUUCAAGAGCUCUGCUUGCAUCGUUUGGUUUCUUUCUGGAUUUGUUACAAAGUAUGUGUUCUUUAGUCCAGUUUUAACAUCAACAUGGUGUUUGAGGAAGAAGGAUAGUAUACAGAAUUUUCUGUGUCAAUAUCUUUAUUUUUAAAUUUACAGACAUCACAUAAGCUGAACUGUUUAUAUUUGAGGCUGAUGUGCUAUGAUCUUUUAUUUAAUUAAAAAGGGAAUUGCUUACUACCUUUUAAUUUUAAAUAAGUUCUUGUAUAAAGCAAGUGUUACUUAUUUUUUUAAAAGGCUGACAAGACAUUUGUUUGUCCUAAUCUAGGAAGUCUUUAUCCCCACCGUAGAAUCUGAAAUAGUGGUGAUGUAUUGCCAGACUAGUGACUUGGACUUGUUAUAUUCCUACUGCAUGAUUAUUUGGUGAUUUUAUUUUUUUUCCUUGAGUUCUAAUUUAAGUGCAGUCUUUUUCCCCUAUACACCCUGGAUCACUUAUUUCACUGUCUGGGCAUGAUGCUGUUUGCUUUUAUGCAAUAUUCAUUUGAAUUUUUUAGGGUCAUCAUUGUUCAAAUGCACAUCAAGUUUGAGUUGGAUUUGUACUUGUACUCAAUGUAAGAAACUGUACAUUUUCUCACUUCUUGUAAAUAAACAGUAAAUUAAUCUCA
Molecule: messenger RNA, 1653 nt
Organism: Clarias gariepinus (North African catfish)
Lineage: Eukaryota; Metazoa; Chordata; Actinopteri; Siluriformes; Clariidae
Gene: ube2a
Product: ubiquitin-conjugating enzyme E2A (RAD6 homolog)
Exons: 6
Coding region: 142-600 (152 amino acids)
Biological process (GO): proteasome-mediated ubiquitin-dependent protein catabolic process; DNA repair; protein polyubiquitination
Cellular component (GO): HULC complex
Molecular function (GO): ubiquitin conjugating enzyme activity
Source: RefSeq, a predicted model, not a curated record